CAGGCAGUGAGGAGGACAGCCCCGGGGGCCUUCCUCGGGUCUCUGACAUCAAGCGGGAAGCUGGAAGUGAGCGAGAAUAAUGGAGGAGCUGGACGAGCAGCCGGCUGAGACGAUUGUUCAAGGACUUGGUCGACAGAACACACACAUUGGGUUUGAUUGGGGACCGGGAGAACUGCUGCUGUAUGAGACCCGCUACCCAAACACAGACAAUGCACAUCUGGCAACCGCAGGCCGCGUAUCCUUCCUGCGCAAUGAUGACGAUCUCUACUCGCCAGCGCUGAGGAAGCUUUUCAAUGAGUCACAUGGAAUUUUUGUGGACCUGCAAAAGAGCGAAGAAGAAGCAGCGUCCAGCAGGACACGUAAAGCACACUUGGUCCACGUCAGUAAACGCUAUCGCUCAGUUCUCCAGGCCUGUAUGCAGGAAAUGCACAAAGUGGCAAGUUCCACACGAGAUGCGACUCAAAGCGCCAAAUACUCUGAGCAGCUCUCUAUCCUGUCUGCCAUGGAGCUGUGUUGGAACCUUUGUGAAAUACUUUUCAUUGAAGCUGCCACAGCUGGUUCCCUCCUGGUAUCCCUCCUUGACUGGAUACGUUUGCAUUCAAGCGACAUAGACAGUGCGGCUGAAGACGUCCUACAGAGUGAAAACCCCCUGCAGCAUGAGCGAUUCUGGGAUGUGAUUACUGGCUAUGUCCUCCAGGCUCGUAUGGAUGAAGCCAGGCAAAUGCUGGCCAAAGAAGCAGCUGUUUCUGCAAGCACCCGGAGCAUGUGCCGAGUCCUAGAUGAUCUCCUCAGGAAAAUGCCUAAGUUCAAUUCUCAGACACUGACAGAGUUUGAAUUAAAAUGGCAGCACUGGCGGGAGGAAUGUGAACGUCAUCUGCAGUGUGGGACCUUCUCCUCCAGUCCUCAGAUGGAAUCCAUCUGUAAGGUUUUACUGGGAGCUGAGGAUACUUUGCUGGAGAAGCAAGAUCUGAUGGGCACUUGGUAUCAUUUCCUGGUUUCACAGCUGCUUUUUACACAUCCUACGGUGACCUUGGCAGAAAUCCACUCCUAUGCUCAGUCUUGUCUGGACAUCUUCAAUGCCGGAGACAGCAGUUCUGAGCCCCUGGACAAUGUUCUGCUUGCAGCUUUUGAGCUCGAUAUUCAUCAGGUCAUAAAGGAAUUCAGCAUUGUGACAAAUAACUGGUGGUUUGUGGCUCAUCUGACCGACCUGCUGGAUCACUGUCAGCUCUUUCAAUCCCACAACAUGUACUUUGGGUCUAACAUGAGAGAACAUUUACUGCUGGAGUAUGCAUCUGGUCUCUUCUCCCAUCAUAGUCUUUGGCAGCUUGGAGUCGACUAUCUAGAUCACUGUCCAGAACUGGGUCGAGUUUAUCUUGAGCUUCACAUGGAGAGGAUUCCUCUGAGCACUGAGAAGAAAGCUUUGAAAGCAUUGCGCAUCUGUGAGCAGCGGCAGAUGACUGAGCAAGUCCGCAGUAUCUGCAAGACUAUGGCGAUGCAAGCCAUGCGGAAUAGACGAUUGGGAUCAGCACUGUCAUGGAGCAUUCGAGCCAAAGAUGCAGGAUUUGCCACACUCAUAUCUGAUCGGUUCCUGAAGGAUUACUGUGAGCGAGGAAGAUUUUCUGAUUUGGAUUUGAUUGAUAACCUGGGUUCUGCCAUGUUGCUCAGCGAUCGUCUGACAUUCCUAGGAAAAUACCGAGAGUUUCACAGAAUGUACAAUGACCAGCAGUUUGAAGAAGCUGCCUGCUUAUUGCUUUCUCUCAUGACGGCUCGCAUUGCUCCUUGCUCCUUUUGGCUCACUUUACUGCUGGAUGCGCUGCCUCUGCUGGAACAGCAACAGGUGAUCUUCUCUGCUGAGCAGACCUAUCAGCUAAUGAGCUGUUUGGAGGACAGGACUGCAGCAAAGGUGGAACAGAUCCAGUCGGAGGAGAGUCGGAGAUCCCAGGACAGCAGCAUUGAAAACACAAAGAUGGAGAUGCUCAGGCUGGCUCUUGCACGAAACCUGGCCCGCGCCAUUGUUAAAGAAGGAACUGUUCAAGUGUAAAUAGGGAGAACAUGGCCACAUGUGUAAUUAUCUUUGGUCUGGAAAUAAACAUAUUUUUCUUUUCUUAUUUUCUGGUUGAGCCUCGGAUGUAAUGAAAUAAUAACACAUGGAGACUGCCGGCAUCAU
Molecule: messenger RNA, 2167 nt
Organism: Bufo bufo (common toad)
Lineage: Eukaryota; Metazoa; Chordata; Amphibia; Anura; Bufonidae
Gene: NUP85
Product: nucleoporin 85
Exons: 19
Coding region: 80-2041 (653 amino acids)
Biological process (GO): positive regulation of DNA-templated transcription; protein import into nucleus; mRNA export from nucleus
Cellular component (GO): nuclear pore outer ring
Molecular function (GO): structural constituent of nuclear pore
Source: RefSeq, a predicted model, not a curated record